Parathielavia appendiculata is the source of this 780-nucleotide messenger RNA. RefSeq lists its product as uncharacterized. The record is from RefSeq and is a predicted model, not a curated record. The annotation marks the transcript as partial. The transcript has a single exon. NCBI's taxonomy places the organism in Eukaryota, Fungi, Ascomycota, Sordariomycetes, Sordariales, Chaetomiaceae.
GUUCCGUUGACUUCUUUGCUUCGUUGACAGCAGUGUGCUUUUGACAUCGGCGAAGGGGUUCGGUAUGGCGAGGAAGCCCCUCCGAUGGCAGCCGAUUGCUGCGAGUGAAGGAGCUGUUGUUGGUAUUGCUGCUGCUGAUGAUGUUCUCUUCCAUGUUGAACAAGCGAUUGUUGGUUCGUUGUGCUGCAAGGUCGGAAAGAAACGUGGUCGGCCGCGCCGUGGGUUGUUAUCGCAUCGUGGCUUGGAAUGCCAGGGGGCGGUGGAUGCUCCGGCCGCGGCCCAGCGAAGGGACAAUGUUGUUGCUGCUACUGCUGUGCAUCUGGUUUGGACUGCCGGGCGUCGCGGUCCCCAGGACCGCCAGGGGUUGGGCGCCAACCAACCCGCCGCCGUAGCUAGGCUUCGGGGGAAGGGGGCUAUGUAUCUCUUCCCAGUCAGGAGGGGGAGAUUACUUGGAUGGGUUGUGGUUUGGGCUGGGUCCGUGAAAUAGGGUCUCGCUGGGCCGUCUUGUGAGUGGAUGGAGCCCCUUGGGGUGGGCGAAGGCUUGACGGGAAGGAAGAGCAUUUGUUGUAAGAGCUCUCCUGGGCCCCCUCCUCUCCGCCACCCCCUCCCCGAGGACUGCAACGUAGUCAACGAUGGGGUUAUGGAAGAGCGGAGGGAACUACCCAGUAGAGGAACGCGGCUAAGUGAAUCCCCCGUGAGCUGUUCAUAGUCUAGCCGCAAGCAGGAUUGUUCCGAUGAGCACGUCGUAGGAUUCCUUGUCACGGUCUGUGAGGAUCCGCC